This is a messenger RNA of Brassica napus (rape), 1052 nucleotides long. Its product is annotated as protein NDR1-like. Gene Ontology annotation, biological process: defense response to other organism. The record is from RefSeq and is a predicted model, not a curated record. The coding region runs from base 60 to 710 and encodes 216 amino acids. The transcript has a single exon. NCBI's taxonomy places the organism in Eukaryota, Viridiplantae, Streptophyta, Magnoliopsida, Brassicales, Brassicaceae.
CCAGGCUCUUAUUUAGUCGUGUCUUUGAGUUGCCAAAAUAUCAAAAGUUUGAGAAAAAAAUGAGUCGUCUUGAAGCUGAAGGAAGAGCCCCAAGUUGCUGGUGGCGCUUUGGCUUUUGGUUAACCAUCUUAGCUGGACUUAUCAUUCUCAUAGUUUGGAUAAAUCUACGUCCAACGGGUUCAGACAUUCCAAAAUGCUCAGUCGAAUACUUUUACGUUCCAGCCCUCAACAAAACCCUAAACUCACGACUCAACACCACUCUCAACUUCAUGGUUCGUCUAGCUAAUCCAAACAGUGAACAAGGAAUCUACUAUGACGACGUCCACCUUUCCUUCUCCAGCGUCACCUAUGUAUUCAUCGCUAACUACACGGUGCCAAGAUUCUACCAGGGACGCAAGAAGAAAGCCAAGAAGUGGGGUCAGGUUGUGCCUCUGAACAACCAGACAGUUUUAGAAGCGGUUUUGCCUAAUGGAUUGGCGAGUUUUCGGAUAAACCUGAAGACACAAGUGAGGUACAAGAACUCGUUUUGGAAAACUAGGAGGUUUGGGGUCGACGUUGGUGCUGAAGUUGGAGUCAACGGGGAUGGAGUUAAAGCUAAUAAGAAAGGGAUUAGGUUGAAGAAAUCUGACUCUUCUUCAUCUUCUUCAUUAAGAAGCUAUUUUCCUGUUUGUGUUUUGACGAAUCUGCUUGCUUUCUUUGCUAUUUGUUGAACUGUUUGGUGCUUUUGAUUUUCAUUUGCUUCUUUGUUGUUGUUGGUUUUAUUUACUCUUUUUUUUUGGGUCAAAUUUGGUUUUAUUUACUCUUUCAUUAGAAUUGCUUUGAGUUUUUUUUCCUUGAACUUUUAUUGUUUCUUUUUUGUAUUCUUCCGUCUUUUUCUUUGUAGCUUCUCAAGUCGACCAAGUACUUCAUUGAAUAAUUGAUCCUAUUAUUGUUUUGUUUUGCGCGGGAUGUGAUUAUUAGUUUCGUUAUUUUUAAGAAAAAGAUAUUAAAUCUGUUUAAUCUGGAUAUUCGUUCGGUUUUAAGUUUUGUUUUUGGUUUUUAAUCUUUUAAAA